Messenger RNA from Cololabis saira (Pacific saury), 6803 nucleotides. RefSeq names its product phospholipase C, gamma 1 (gene plcg1). Gene Ontology annotation, molecular function: protein binding; phosphatidylinositol-4,5-bisphosphate phospholipase C activity. The record is from RefSeq and is a predicted model, not a curated record. NCBI's taxonomy places the organism in Eukaryota, Metazoa, Chordata, Actinopteri, Beloniformes, Belonidae. The coding region runs from base 334 to 4200 and encodes 1288 amino acids. Gene Ontology annotation, biological process: phospholipid catabolic process; positive regulation of epithelial cell migration; phosphatidylinositol-mediated signaling. The transcript is spliced from 33 exons.
GCCUGCGCUGGGGGGGAGAGAGCACAAACUUGCGUAGUCUUGCCACGGUUUUUCCCCCGUCUGCUCGCCUCUCUCCAUGAACUCGCAGCGGGGAGAGCAGAAACCCGUCGGGACUGUCGUUAUCCCGGGUAUGGUUUGAUUCCGGACAGGAGCGGAGAGGAGCAGCAGCCGUGAGAAGCGCUGGCCGCAGCCGGAGAUGAGAUGUUUGCUCGGGCCGACGCAGCUCCGCAGCUCCCGCCACGGGCCGCACUCUCCCCGCACGGUAACCCUGUCUAGGCCUGAACUGUGCAGAUUGUUCUGAGAGGAAACGGAUAACAAACAGGGGAAGUGAACAUGGCUGGGACCUCUGGCUUCUUUUCCAACGGACUUGUUCCGUGGAUGGACAACGAUGCAGAGAUGAACAACCUUUACAGAGACCUGGAGCUGGGCACGGUACUGACAUUGUUUUAUUCUAAGAAAUCCCAGCGGCCAGAGAGAAGGACUUUUCAAGUAAAACUGGAGACCAGGACUAUUAUCUGGACUCGGAGCACGGAUAAAAUAGAAGGAGAGAUUGACAUUCGAGAAAUCAAGGAGAUCCGUCCUGGUCAGAAGUCCCGGGACUUUGAGCGCUACAUGGAGGACUCUGCAGUGCGGCUCGAUCAGGCUCACUGCUUUGUCAUCCUGUAUGGCACAGAGUUUCGCCUGAAGUCCCUCAGCCUGGCAGCAACGUCUGAUGAAGAGAUGAGCAUGUGGGUGAAGGGGUUAAACUGGCUUAUGGCAGAUACGCUGAAGUCCCCGACCCCGCUUCAGAUAGAGAGGUGGUUACGCAAGCAGUUCUACGCAGUUGACCGUAACAGAGAAGACAGGAUAUCCUGUAAAGAUCUGAAGAACAUGUUGAGCCAGGUCAACUUAAGGGUGCCCAACAUGAGGUUCCUCCGAGAGAAACUUCCGGACUCCGAGUUGAGGAAUGGAGAUGUAACCUUCAGCCAGUUUGCCCAUCUGUAUCGUAACCUCAUGUUUGAUGCUCAGAAGAAUUUGGAGAUCCCAUUUUUACAAAGGUUCAUUGAUAGACCAGAACAGUCUAUCUCCCUAGAGGACUUCAAGAGCUUCCUCCUCGACGCUCAAAAGGAACUGUGGGCCACGGAUAACAACAAGGUUCAGGAGUUUAUAUUUGGCUACCUGAAAGAUCCCCUAAGAGAAGUGGAACAGCCUUAUUUCCAACAAGAUGAGUACCUUACAUAUUUGUUCUCCAAAGAGAACACAAUCUGGGAUUCUUCUUUGAACCAAGUUUGUCCUGAGAACAUGAACAACCCCCUGUCCCAUUACUGGAUCUCAUCUUCGCACAACACCUACUUGACGGGAGACCAGUUUUCCAGUGAGUCGUCUUUGGAGGCCUACGCUCGCUGUCUGAGGAUGGGCUGCCGCUGUAUUGAACUGGACUGCUGGGAUGGUCCAGAUGGCAUGCCAGUCAUUUACCAUGGACACACCCUCACAACAAAAAUCAAGUUUAGUGAUGUCUUGGCCACCAUCAAAGAACAUGCCUUUGUCACAUCUGACUAUCCCAUCACCCUGUCCAUCGAGGACCACUGCAGUAUUGUGCAGCAGAGGAACAUGGCCACCCACUUUAAGAAGGUGUUUGGAGACAUGCUGCUGACCAAGGCGGUGGACAUAGCAGCAGACGGCCUGCCCUCACCUAACCAGCUCAAGAGGAAGAUUCUCAUCAAGCACAAGAAACUGGCAGAAGGCAGUGCCUAUGAGGAGGUGUCCACGUCCACCCCUUACUCGGAGAAUGAUAUCAGCAACUCCAUCAAAAAUGGCAUACUGUACCUGGAAGAUCCCAUUAAUCAUGAGUGGUACCCUCAUUUCUUUGUACUGACCAGCAAUAAGAUCUACUACUCAGAAGAGACCUCUAGUAACCAGGGUAACGACGAGGAAGAGGAGCACAGAGAGGUGGCCAAUGGUAUGGACCAGCACGUGACAGAGAAAUGGUUCCAUGGAAAGCUUGGUGCUGGCCGGGACGGACGUCAGAUAGCAGAGAGGCUGCUGUCUGAGUACUGCCUUGAGACCGGAGCUCCUGAUGGUUCCUUCCUUGUCCGGGAGAGUGAAACUUUUGUAGGAGACUACACGUUGUCUUUUUGGCGUUCAGGGCGGGUGCAGCACUGCCGUAUCCAUUCUCGCCAGGAGGCAGGUAGCCCCAAGUUUUACCUGACUGACAACCUGGUGUUCGACACACUUUUCGCUCUGAUCAACCACUACCAGCAGGUGGCCCUGCGUUGCAACGAGUUUGAGAUGAAACUAACCGAGCCGGUGCCUCAGACCAAUGCCCACGAGAGCAAGGAGUGGUACCAUGCCAACCUCUCCAGGAGUCACGCGGAGAACAUGCUGAUGAGGGUUCCUCGUGACGGGGCUUUCCUCGUCAGGAAAAGGGCUGAACCUAAUUCCUUUGCUAUUUCAUUCAGGGCCGAGGGCAAGAUUAAGCACUGUCGAGUGCAGCAGGAAGGUCAGACCGUGGUGCUGGGAACCUCCGAGUUUGACAGCCUAGUAGAUCUCAUAAGUUAUUAUGAAAAGCACCCUCUGUAUCGCAAAAUGAAACUACGCUAUCCUAUCAAUGAGGACACACUGGAGAAAAUAGGCACUGCUGAGCCAGAUUAUGGGUCACUGUAUGAAGGAAGGAAUCCUGGAUUUUACGUGGAGGCUAACCAAAUGCCAACUUUCAAAUGCACGGUGAGAGCCAUGUAUGAGUAUAAAGCCCAAAGAGACGAUGAGCUGUCCUUCACCAAGAAUGCCGUCAUCACUAAUGUAGACAAACAGGAAGGAGGAUGGUGGAAAGGUGACUGUGGGGGGAAGAAGCAGAUGUGGUUUCCUGCAAACUAUGUUGAAGAGAUUAGUCCUUCAGCAGCAGAGCCUGACAGAACUGAGAUGACAGAAAACAGCCCACUGGGAGAUCUGCUGAGAGGAAGUGUGGAUCUGUCUGCCUGUCAGAUUUAUUUGCGUUCUGAAGGAAAGGGCAGCAGACCUCACGUCUUCUCUCUCGUGCCAAAUACCCCGAUGCGCUCAGGCCCAGUCCUGGACGUGGCUGCCAACAGCCCAGAGGAGCUUAAGGAAUGGGUGCUGAAGAUCCGAGAAGUCACAAUAACCACAGAGGCAAAGCUGGAGGAGGGGAAGCUGAUGGAGAGAAGGAAGAAGAUUGCACUGGAAUUAUCAGACCUGGUCAUCUACUGUAGGCCAGUGCCAUUUGACGAAGAAAAGAUUGGCACAGAGCGGGCCUGUUUCCGUGACAUGUCAUCCUUCCCUGAAACCAAGGCAGAGAAGUACGUGAACAAGAUCAAGGGGAAGAAGUUCCUGCAGUACAACCGACUGCAGCUGUCCAGGAUCUACCCCAGAGGCCAGCGACUAGACUCCUCCAACUACGACCCGCUGCCCAUGUGGAUCUGUGGGUCCCAGCUGGUGGCACUUAAUUUCCAGACCGCAGAUAAGCCCAUGCAAAUGAACCAGGCACUGUUCAUGCUGAAUGGAAGGAGUGGUUAUGUCCUUCAGCCCCCCAUCAUGAGGGACGACAGCUUCGAUCCUUUUGACAGACAUACACUACGAGGAAUUGAACAAGUUACUCUGGAAAUAGAGGUGUUGGGAGCCAGGCACCUGCCCAAGCACGGACGAGGCAUUGUCUGCCCUCUCAUUGAGAUUGAGGUGUGCGGAACUGAGUAUGACAAUGCCAAGCAAAAAACAGACUCGGCAGCUGAUAACGGUCUGAAUCCCACGUGGCCAAGGAAGUCGUUCAGGUUUACAGUGUACAACUCUGCUUUCGCCUUCCUGCGCUUUGUGGUUUAUGAAAUCGACAUGUUCAAUGACCAAAACUUCCUGGCUCAGGCAACAUUCCCAAUUCAGGGCCUAAAGACAGGUUACCGGUCAGUUCCUCUGAAGAACAGCUACAACGAGGAUCUGGAGUUGGCUUCUCUGCUAGUCCAUUUGGAUAUUGUCAGAGGCAGGGAUGAAAAUGGUGAGGUUCCGAGUCCAUUGCUGGCUGUCGGGACCUCGUCACUGACAUCGUCAGCCCAAGUAAGGCGAGAGCGUUUUGGGGAGCUGAGCUCGGUGUCCUCGACCUCCUCCAGCAUGUCUCCUCUGCCCCAGUCGCCUGCUCAGGCCAUGUCCUACCGGGGAAGGGAAGGCUCCUUUGAAUCCCGCUACCAGUCCCCUAUAGAAGACUUCAGGGUGUCGCAGUAGACUCUGCUGGACCACGUGGACCUGCAGAACCCGAGGAUGUUGGGGAGGACCGGAGAGGGCGAACAGAACCGUGUCUGAUUCCAAGCCAACCAGGACUAAUUUCUGCCACAGACCCCCCCCCCCCACCCCAUCGUCCUUCCCCACCCAAUCGCCUCUCCCCGUACUGAUGAUGUCACUGACUGCUGUGAACACUGUUUCCAUGGAAACGCCCACCACCACUUUGGCCUACAUUUAAGGCUGCUCUCCCUCCCUCCGUUCCUGAAAGGCCCUGCUCCCCCACCCCACCCCAACACCACCCCCCCUCCCCGCCCUGCCCUCCUCACAGGAAGGAGGAACCUGGACACUGGAGGGGCAGGGUGGCAGAGAGGAAGCUGACUGCUGUGGACAGGAAGAAAAAAUGACUUUCACAGCAGAACAAAGAGCAAGGCUAUAAAGAUGUUCAGCCCUGGACUGUGUUUCACGGGGCAGAUUGUAAUCUCUUGUGUUUUCAUUAUGCACAACAGCUGCUUAGUUUGGAUACAAGAGAGAUCUAGAAAAAGGUAUCAAUUUGAAACUGUGUUCAGUUAUGUUUCUGUCCUCUUCUCUUUUUUGGCAUAUAUGAAUAUAUAUAUUUAUUCCUGCUGUGCUGUUGGCCAGACAACAGCAGCUGACAUUGUGCUCUCAAAGAGCUCCUGUCUCAGUGUUUUUAAUUAUGAUUAUUUAAACCUUUUAAGAUUCAUAAUGUGACCUUUUUUUUCUUCUUUUUUUUUUAAAUGUUUGUGUAAAACAUGGGGGCUCUCUUUCUUCUUUUUUUUAAUGUAUCUUUCUUCUUUUCUUUGAGAAGGACUUUACAUGCCUCUGGAUGAACUCAUACUUUAAACCUGAGCUGAGAUUACAUUUUCUUUUUAAACCUUUUUUUUCAUGGCGCCAGGAAGAAGUCAUAGCCUGUUUGUGUUGGAAGCAGCGAGAGCAAACAAGGUCAAACGUUUGCACAUACUUUUUAUUUCUUAAUUGCAUUCCAAAAAAACAAAAACUGCACACCAUUCCACUGUUCUGCGUUGCUUUACAAGUCUGACUUCAAACAUUUGUUCACUGACAGUUCUUUUCCUGCAGGGUUCAUCCAGUUGUGUGAUGAUGAGAGAGCAGGGAACAAUGUCAAGCCUUUAAAAGGUUGUAGUCUGAUUGUUACUGAUCUGUUUUCUUAAUAAUUGGCUCUUUCUUUUUUCCCUCAUCAGUUAAUGUGUUGAUGGCUGCAUAGUUGUCUUUGCCCCUUUUUAAGGGGCCGUUCACACAGGGCUCAGGGCUGCAUUCAUGCAAAUCUUUGCGCUCAACAAUUUGACCAUUAUUCUUCAAUGCAGCAUUCAUGUUCACAUUUUAUUCAGGAGACAUUGUAUAUGUUUCAGUUUUAUCACUAUAUCAUCAAUACUGUUACUAUGGAAAAUUGAGAUUGUAAAAGUUACUUGAUUAACCCUUCAGCUCAGUGUUCUUCAGAUUUAUGAGGUUUUAGUGUAAAUGAGGAAAACAAUUUCUCAUUCCGACCGCUGCGUGUUAACGUUGGUUUUAGGUCCUAAAGGUGUUUUACUGAAACCAGAUUCUUUGGAGUUUGUCAGUUAUUUAAAAAAAAAAAAAAAAUCAGUGUUUCUGACCAUACUGACCAAGCAUAACCAGAACCAGUGUAAGAUAUAAAUCAUGUCGUCUGGUGAAGCUAGCUACACCACAGUAACAUAAGGGACCUUUUUGUUUGUGCUGCUGCUGAGUUUUGUCCCAGACAGUUGUGAGGAUUUUAAAUUAGGCUGCCUAAACACCCGACUGAAUUGCCACUGCCCAUUAACUUGUGAUUUUGUGCAAAAAAAACAAACAAAAAAGGUUUGCACAGUGGGAAUACAAAUUGCUGUAUUUCACGUUUUUGGCAUUCUUAGCUUUACAUUUUACCAUGAGGUGUGAAUCCAGAGCAGCGUUUUUCCUGCUUGUACAUGAUUAUAAAAAGUAAGCUUGAUAUCUCACUCAGUGUUUGACUGCUGAGUCACACUUAAGCCAUAUGGUAUGAUUUAAGGUAAAAGCUGUGUCAGGAGUGCGUGCGUUUGUUUGCACCCCGGUAUCAAUCCCCUAAGCUCCUUUGUGUUAAAUGUAUUCUUCCUUCUGUUGUGGAUGAACGGUCUUUGUGGACAGCUCAUGUUCCAGUGCUCUUAUUGCUGAUCUGUCUGCAAAGCUCUGUGCCUCCAUGUGCAUAUGCCACAUAAAAGCAACAUCUUUCACCUGCACAGCCAUCAGGCACCCGCACAGAUGUUAUCACUUAUUUUGACUGUUUCUCAGCCUUGUUUGAGCAAGUACAGACCAUGUUUGACAAGUUGCCGACGCUUUGAUGUACCUGUUAUAAAGGCACCAAGUAUGUUUUCAGCCACCAGUAAUGAGGUCUAUUCAGAGUAACUGAGAACACCUAUGUGGAUGCACAGUGUACUAAACUGUCAUUUUUUUCCUUUUUUUAAAUUGUCCUAGUGACAGCCUCAUUUACAUUUGCCUUCCUGUAAUGUGCCUAAACUAUGGAGAAGUAUUCAUCUUAAUUUUGCCUUUCAUAUAAAACAUAUUCAAGGCUGAAAAGUAAAUAAAAUACUCACUGCUUUAUA